AUGGCUCCAGAGACGAACGAAAGUCCAGAUGGGACGCCGUACACUCUAUACCACAACUAUUACUCCAUCUGCUCCAUAAUGAUGCGCUAUCUCAUGAGAAUUCGGGGUGAUCCUGUCGACGCUGCCGCACAAAUGAAUGUGGCUGAACAACACGUCGAUAUCUUCAACGAAGAACAAUUCAGUGAGAAAUACUUGCUGGAGGUGAACCCCAAUGGUCAAGUACCUGUGCUUGGAAGUCUCGUUGCAUUUUCCUACCCCCUUGCUCAGACGACAGCAAUAAGCGCCUAUGUUUCCGAACGAUACCCUGCUCUUAUGCCCGUCGAUCACGCCGAGACAAUCAGAAAAUCACUGAUCAAGAUGCAUGAGCUCAACUUUUUCACCCUCUCAUUCCUGAAAAGUCCCAAACUGGCAUCUGGCUUCGCCGACGUCGUGUUGAAACGGCUGGCAAACAACGAUAUCAGUGAGGAAUAUCGCAAAGCGUUAGAAUAUAAGCUCAUGAUUUUGAAACGGGACAAGGUCGAUGCUCUUCAACCGGCAAAAAUCGAGAACGAAGUGAGCAAGGCCACUGCAUACAUGCAAGAAUUAGCGUCUUUCCUUCGACCUGAUGCUGGGCCGUGGAUGUUCGGACAACAGAGACCCACGGCCCUCGAUGCUCAUUUGGUUGUCAUGAUUGCAAGGUUGCAGGACGUCGGCCGAGACGAUAUCAUUCCCGAAACUUUGAAAGCGUAUGGUGAUAUGGCCAUGAACACUCCCGAAUGGCUCGAGGUCAUGGAUGGGAGACGAACAAUGUACGAUGGAUCAGGGCUGGCACGUAAGGACUAG
Rhinocladiella mackenziei CBS 650.93 is the source of this 822-nucleotide messenger RNA. RefSeq lists its product as uncharacterized. The coding region runs from base 1 to 822 and encodes 273 amino acids. The record is from RefSeq and is a predicted model, not a curated record. The transcript has 3 exons. Lineage: Eukaryota; Fungi; Ascomycota; Eurotiomycetes; Chaetothyriales; Herpotrichiellaceae.